This is a messenger RNA of Medioppia subpectinata, 186 nucleotides long. NCBI's taxonomy places the organism in Eukaryota, Metazoa, Arthropoda, Arachnida, Sarcoptiformes, Oppiidae. The record is from the annotation of a GenBank genome assembly.
AUGAUCAGCAAAAAAAGUAUGCGAUUUAUGCGGUUUACGACCCAAUUAUACCAAAUCAAAACCGGACUCCAAUUGCAAUGCAAACAAAUAAAUCUCAGUCAAAAUGUAAGGUGUUAUGUCUUCACGGCUACCGACAGACCGGCGAUGCAUUCAAAUCAAAAAGUGGAGGAUUUAGGAAAUUAUUGA